This is a messenger RNA of Vigna unguiculata (cowpea), 537 nucleotides long. RefSeq lists its product as uncharacterized. The record is from RefSeq and is a predicted model, not a curated record. NCBI's taxonomy places the organism in Eukaryota, Viridiplantae, Streptophyta, Magnoliopsida, Fabales, Fabaceae.
UAGAUAUGCAAAACCAUCAUGAUCAUCACCAUUAUUGUAAGUAUAUAAAAAGGGUCUAUCUUUGCCUUGGUGUGUUUUUAUUGUAUGCAAAGAAACCCCAUUUUCACAACCAUCUUGAAGAAGCUCCAUCAUCACCAUCAUCAUCAUCUUCAUCCAUGGCAUCUCAAGGUCAGGGCAACAAGCUCACAGUUUCCACAUCGCCGAAGAGUGACAGUGGCAGCGGCGGUUGCGGCGGCGGUGCGGCGGGAUCACUGCCGAAGGGACAGUGUUUGUGCUCACCAACGACACACGAAGGGUCAUUCCGGUGUCGUUUGCAUCGUGGCCCCACAGCAUCGCCGACCAAUUGGAUGAAACGCUCCAAAUCCAUGCCUGCUAAUAAGCAUGUGGUUUCUGACUCCACUUGUUGAUCAUGAUCAUGUUCAAUUGCUUAUGAUAACACAGAUUAAACCUAUAUAUAUACAUAUCGUGAGUUAUAAUUAUGUGUUCAUGUGUAACUUUUUCAUAUCAUGAUAUGAAUCCUUCAAUUGCUUGCAGCUC